GAACUGACAGCGGCGCCAUUGGACCGCGACACGACCACGCAGCCCCUCGGACCCGCCGCCCUCGACCCGUCAGCGCCCGUCGGCGGGGACUGCCACCGUCACCCUAACCAUCACGACGACGACGUUGCCGUCGCUGCACUUGGCGCCGCCAUGCCCAAGGUCAAGGCCGUCUACGACUACGCGUCGCCGCACGAGGACGACCUGAGCUUCCGCACGGGCCAGAUCAUCACCGUCACCGAGGAGGAGGGCGACGACUGGUACGUCGGCGAGUACGUCGACGACGCGGGCACCAAGCACGACGGCCUGUUCCCGCGCAACUUUGUCGAGAAGUAUGAGCCCGCCCCGCCGCCGCGCCCCAACCGGGCCUCGCGAUACAAGCCCGACCCGCCUGCCGUAGCACCGCCUGCCCUCGACGCCCGCCAGCAGGACCCGCCAGCCCCCGACACGCCGCAGAGGGAGCCCGAGCCGCUGCAGCCCGACGAGCGUGCGGCCCCCAAGCCCCAGCCGCCGCCGCUGCAGGUGCCUCCCCCGGCCAAGCCCGAGCCCUCGCCCAUGUCGCCCAUGUCGCCCCCGUCGGCCUCCAGCGUUGUGUUGCCUGCCGCCUCGCAGGCCCCGAGCCAAGCGCCCAAGCCCGCCCCACCCGCCCCCGCCGGGAAGAAGCCGCCGCCCAUCGCCGUCAAGUCCAACGCCUUCCGCGACCGCAUUGCCGCCUUCAAUUCGCCCGCCGCCGCGCCUGUCCAGCCCUUCAAGCCCGCCAACACGACCUUCAUCAAGAAGCCCUUCGUGCCGCCGCCCCCGAGUCGCAAUGCAUACGUCCCGCCCGUCCGCGAGGCCCCGCCCGUCAAGACGUAUCGCCGUGAGGAAGACCCCGAGAUCCAGGAGCGCCAGGAGCAGAACCAGGAGGCUGCCGAGAAAGCAGGCCUCGUUGCCCACGACGCCCCCAAGCAAGAGGGCGGCGAGGAGGACAGCCAGCCCAAACUGAGCUUGAAGGAGCGCAUCGCCCUCUUGCAGAAGCAGCAACAGGAGCAGGCCCAGCGCGCUGCCUCUCCCGUCGUCAAGGAGAAGCCCAAGAAGCCGCCCGUCAAGAAGAGGACCGAGUCGUUUGAGGCGGUCCAGGCCGAAGACAGCGAGGACACGGAGCUGGAGAAGGUGACGAGCGCGGGCUCCAAGGCCUCCGCCGACCACGCCCGGCCGCCACGAGUCCCGCACGACAUCAAGCCGCCGGAAUCCCAUGCUCCACACCAAGACAUGCUCAGCGACGCAAACGACGCCGACCAGUCGGGCGCCGACAACACCGAAGACGCAGAGGCGACGUCGACCAGCGUCGAAGAGGACGAGCAGCAAGCGAAGCGAGCGCAGCCGCCCCCACCUCUGCGAGCUCCCGCCGCGCCCCUGAAAGAAGCAGACGUUGGAGACGAGCAAGACGUUACCGAGGAAAAGCCAGGAGAGCAAGAGGCAGAAGAAGAGGAAGACGAGAUGGAUGCCGAGACGCGGCGCAAGCUGGAGCUAAGAGAGCGCAUGGCCAAGAUGAGCCGCGGCAUGGGCAUGCCAGGCAUGUUCGGCGGCGUGCCCAUGGGCGGUGUUCCUCCUCCACCAAAGAAGAAGAAGCCCACGCUGGAGAAAAAAGCCGAAGAGGCCGACGAGCAUGCCGUCCCACAGCAGCGUGUGCCCAUGUUCACCAUGCCUGUCAUCCCAACCGUCAAGAGCCCUGAGCAGGAGAACAGACAGCUAGCUGUCGGCAAGGAGGACGACGUCUCUCACGCCAUCACCGACUCUCGCCCAGCAGACGACGUUGUCGACGUCGAAGAUGUCGUCUCCCAACCUCUUCAAGAAACACCCGUGGGCGAGCGUCCUCCCCCGAUCCCAACAGACCGACGGCCAGCACCACCCCCAAUUCCCACGUCCGACAGGCCAACGUCGUCUCCAGCACCCCCGUCCGUUCGACCGGCGCCACCGCCACCUCCGCGACUCACCUCGCCUGGUCCUGGAUCUGAGUCUGGCGAUGAGAUGACAGAUAAUGCAGCAAACAUCAUGUCACCCAGGUCCCCGUCUGCUCCGUUCGCGCCGCCAUCGAAGCGCCUUUCGUACUUUGGAUCAGACGAUCAGGCUCAGAGCUCACCCGAGAGACGCGUUCCGCCCAUGUCCUUGGCAAGUCCCACCUCGCCAUUGGCUUUUCGACCACCUCCACCGCCCCCACCUACGGCUGCACCGCCUUCUCGUCACGGAGACGUGCCCACAAAGAAAUUCGACCGCGAGGGCGAGACCGACUACGAGGGUGAUUACGACACCGACAUGGCAUCUGGAGCACCUCACAAGGAUGCUUUGAAAUCUCAUGCUAGGGAAGCAAGUUUGGACGGCAAUGUUCAAGUCGACGAAUCUCAAUCUGCACGAUCACCUACUAUACCAUUCAGUCCUACCGUGUUUCCUCCCAUAGUGCCUCGUGCUGGUCCACCUCCACCUCCGCCGUCGUUUGCUCCAGGCCGCCCCUUGGCAGACGUUCCUCGUGCGGCUCCGCCGCCCCCACCUGGGCCUCCGCCUCCCCGGAACGAACCCGACGAAAACAACGAGGACUACGACCCCUAUCGUUACAUAGCACCUCCCACAAACGCGGUGCCUGCUGUUCUCACAGGCGUGCCCCCGCGUCCCCAGAGCCAACCGCCGCCACCGCAAACUCGUCCACCACCUCCUCUACCUCCAUCAAUGCCGCCAAUGCCGCGUCCCCAGCCCACCGAAUCUUCUGAAGAUGACAGUCCGUACUCUGCACCGCCCCCACGAAUGUCCCAUGAGCGAGCACCGCCUCCCCCACCUCCAGCUCAUCCUCAUCAAUGGGCUCCUCCGCCUGCAACACCCCAGGAACGAGCUGGUCCCCCAUUACCUCCUCAACAGGAACGAGUUGGUCCUCCACUGCCUCCCCAGAUGGAACGAGUUGGUCCUUCACUACCUCCUCAGAUGGAACGAGCUGGCCCUCCACCGCCCCCUCAGCAGGAGCGAGCCGGUCCGCCACUGCCGCCUCAGGAGCGACCUGGUCCACCACCACCUACUGAAUCCCAGAUUUGGAGACCUCCAGUGGCCAGGAAGUCACUCGACGUGACUCGUACACUCAUCAGCCGAGCGUCUUCCGACCAGGUACGGCCAUUGACGAAUCAAGACUUCAUUGCCAGUGAUGUUGAUCUCGGUGCUUCCUCUCAAUGGUGGUCGCAACCUAGGGUCCUGCCGCCUUCUAUUCAAAAUCGCAAGGACGUUCUUGUGGACAUGGAUGGCUCGCAGUCUGAGGGAAUCGUGGAGAAAAUUGUAUCUGUCCUGUACAUGGACUAUUCGCAGACCAUCAUCUCUGCGCGUUUUCAUGAAACCAAUCCAUCUGAUGUCCAAUUGGAGCAGCGCCACGAGCCGCCACCUUCUCAACAACGCCCAGAUCAACUUGAGAACGCGUAUGAGCAAUUCGGUCGCAAGAUUGCCAAGGACGUCGAAUCGAAGCAAAACACUGUUUUUGGAAACGGCACACCUCACGGACUCAUCGACGAGCUGUUGAAGCCGUAUCAGGAUGCGUUAUCGCCUGUCUCGACCCGCUCCUUUGGUGCGCUGGUGUACGCUAACCUUGCCAACGCUGCCACGCAGUCAUACGACGAGAUCCGCCCUGGCGAUAUCAUCAGCUUCCGUAACGCAAAGUUCCAGGGCAAAGCAGGGCCUAUGCAUGGAAAAUACGCUGUCGAUGUGGGCAAGCCCGACCAUGUCGGUGUUGUCAUCGAGUGGGAUGGAAGUAAGAAGAAGGUUCGGGUUUGGGAGCAGGGUCGUGAGCACAAGAAGGUCAAGCCCGAGAGUUUCAAGAUCGGAGAUUUGCGAUCUGGUGAGGUGCGUGUAUGGCGAGUAAUGAGUAGGAGUUGGGUUGGGUGGAAGUGAAGGAGCAGUUAUUGCGAGGUGAUGGGGGUUCGUAGGGUUAGUGUAGUGUAGUUUUGUGUAUGCAUGGUUGUGGUCACAGAUUUUUGAA
Dothidotthia symphoricarpi CBS 119687 is the source of this 3985-nucleotide messenger RNA. RefSeq lists its product as uncharacterized. NCBI's taxonomy places the organism in Eukaryota, Fungi, Ascomycota, Dothideomycetes, Pleosporales, Dothidotthiaceae. The record is from RefSeq and is a predicted model, not a curated record. Gene Ontology annotation, molecular function: protein binding. The coding region runs from base 151 to 3897 and encodes 1248 amino acids. The transcript is spliced from 3 exons.